AUGGCUGCUGCCCUGGCAGACACAUGGGGAAUUGGAAAGGAUCAAGCACUACCAUGGUCUAUUCCUGGGGACACGCAGUACCUGAUGGAUGUGACGACCAAGGCUUAUCAUACCAUGAGCAAUGACAAACGCAAAUGGCAGAACGUGGUGGUGAUGGGUCGAAUGUCAUGGGAGGCUAGUCCUUUGUGUAUGACACCGUUUCCAGCGUGCUACAAUAUCAUCAUAUCACGUAACGCCAAGUACAAUUGUCAUCAAAAGGGACCUUUUCCACAUGUCAGUUUGGCUACAUCCAUCCAGGAGGCUCUCGAACAAGCAGAUACCCUAAAGAAGGAACAUGAUCAAGAAGCGAGGAUCUUUGUAUUGGGAGGAGGACAAAUCUAUGACCAAUCGAUGCCAUUAUGCACCCACAUCCUCUUAACACGUGUCUAUGCAAGCAAGUCGAUCCAAUGUGAUGCAUUCAUGUCGCCUAUUGAUGAAAAUCUAUUUGAACGUGCACCGCAUGAAGAUCUCGAGGCAUUUGUGCAACAACCAGUCCCAAGGGGUAUCCAACACCAUCAUGAUCUCAGUUACGAGUUUGUCCUCUACGUUAGGAAAUAG
Lichtheimia ornata is the source of this 597-nucleotide messenger RNA. RefSeq lists its product as uncharacterized. Gene Ontology annotation, molecular function: dihydrofolate reductase activity; NADP binding. Bases 1 to 597 code for a protein of 198 amino acids. Gene Ontology annotation, biological process: folic acid metabolic process; glycine biosynthetic process; tetrahydrofolate biosynthetic process. The transcript has 2 exons. The record is from RefSeq and is a predicted model, not a curated record. Gene Ontology annotation, cellular component: mitochondrion. Lineage: Eukaryota; Fungi; Mucoromycota; Mucoromycetes; Mucorales; Lichtheimiaceae.